AAAGUAUGUCAUUGUGGAAAGGUCAAGUUGCUGAUACGAAAAAUAUUGUUAUUCAAGAUGAUGACGACGAUGACUGGGAUACUGAUGCAGAUUUUGUGAAUGAUAUUUCCGAAAAAGAUCAGCGCUGGGGAUCAAAAACAAUAGAAAACUCUUUAAAUACUGAUAGAACAGUAGAUGUCGGAGCUAUUAGACAAGAUGUGGUUGACAAGCAUGAGCAAAGCGUUAAAGCGCAGUAUUUGAAAGGACCCAAAGGUUCAGAUGGAUACGGAGGAAAGUUUGGAGUACACAAAGAGCGAAUGGACAAGAGUGCUGUUGCCUACUCACAUGUCGAGGAACUGAAGGAACAUUCCUCUGUCACUGACUCUUCUAAAGGAUUCGGUGGAAAGUACGGUGUUUUGAAGGACAAUAAGGAUUCUAGUGCGGUAGGUUACGAGCACCAGGCCGAGCUAAGUAAACACGGCUCACAAACUGACGCUGCUAAAGGAUUCGGGGGAAAGUUCGGAGUACAGAAAGACAGGCAAGACAAGAGUUCAGUAGGUUACGACCACCAAUCAGAGAUAAGUAAGCACUCCUCUGUUACUGACUCUUCUAAAGGAUUUGGAGGAAAGUUCGGAGUACAGAAAGACAGGGUCGACAAGAGUUCAGUUGGUUACGAGCACCAGGCCGAGCUAAGUAAACACGGCUCACAAAGUGACGCUGCUAAAGGAUUCGGGGGAAAGUUCGGAGUACAGAAAGACAGGCAAGACAAGAGUUCAGUAGGUUACGACCACCAAUCAGAGAUAAGUAAGCACUCCUCUGUUACUGACUCUUCUAAAGGAUUUGGAGGAAAGUUCGGAGUACAGAAAGACAGGGUCGACAAGAGUUCAGUAGGUUACGAGCACCAGACCGAGUUAAGUAAACACGGCUCACAAACUGACGCUGCUAAAGGAUUCGGGGGAAAGUUCGGAGUACAGAAAGACAGAGUAGAUAAGUCCGCACAUAGCUUUGGAGAGAGAACCGACACUUCUGCUCAGUACCAAACAAAAGUUGAUGUCAAGGGAGAUGUUAAAAACUUCCGUUCAAGAUUCGAAAACUUCGGGGCAGCUGCAGAGGAGGAAAAUAAACGGAAAGUCGAGGAAGAGAAAAGGAAGAGAGAUGCUGAGUUUAAACGGGGAGUUGAGGCAUCGAAAAAGCAGGAGGCUGCAGCAGAAGCACAGAGAGCAAAGGAAGAAGAAGCGAGAAGAGAAGGUGAAGAAAGAAGAAGAGGGGAAGAGGAGAGAAGGGAGGCUGAAGCUAACCGACUAGGCGCAGAAAGAGAGCAACAAAAACUUGAAGAGCAACGAUCAGCAGCAGAGGAGCAGAGGAGAAUCGAGGACGAAAAUAGGUCUCGAGAAGAACAAGCUUUCGAACAAAAACGUCGUGAGGAAGAAGAAAGAAGAUUAGAGAUACAGCGUGGUCGGGAAGAAGAGAAACGAAGAGCUGAGGAACAACUACGAGAAGACGAAAGAAAUAGGGGGGACGAAGAGAGAAGGAGGGUAGAGGAAGACAGAAUCGCUGAAGAAAGAAGGAGAGAUGAGGAAAGAAGAAUUGCAGAAGAGAAGAGAAUAUCAGAAGAGAGAAGAAUUGCACAAGAGAAGAGAAUAUCAGAAGAGAGAAGAGUUGCGGAAGAAAACAGAAUAGCAGAAGAGAGAAGAGUUGCGGAAGAAAACAGAAUAGCAGCAGAACUAGCUGCACAACAACAACAACAACAACAAGUUAGCCCUAAAAGUGGGGGAAAGCAGGCUAAAGCUAUCUACGAUUAUGUAGCAGGAGAUGAUGAUGAAGUGUCCUUCUCAAUGGGAGAUCUUAUCACGCAGAUAGAGAUGAUUGAUGAUGGCUGGGCAACUGGCUCACUUAACAGCAAAUCUGGAAUGUUCCCUAUUGGCUAUGUAGAGAUGGUAGAGGACGUGUCCCCAAGUAAACCUACUCGCACCAUUUCCCAAUCACAACCUACACCACAACCACAACCGGAACCUUCUCUUGCGCCCCUAGAUAAGGGGCUGAGUGGGACUGCUGUCUACGAUUACGAUGCAGCGGAUUCCGACGAGAUCUCGUUUGCGGAAGGAGAGGAGAUUACCAAUAUUGAGAUGCCAGAUCCGGGAUGGUGGAUAGGAAUUUGUCGAGGAAAGAGAGGAAUAUUUCCUAAAGCAUAUGUUCAACUAAGUGAUGUACAGGAAGACCUAGGAAAAUGCGGCACUGCAAUAUAUGACUAUGAAGCAGCUGCUGAAGACGAAACAAGCUUGACAGAAAGUGGAAGAGUGACAAAUAUCGAGAUUAUUGACGAGGGCUGGUGGAUUGGGAUUAGCGAUGGGAACAAAGGGAUGUUCCCCUCCUCAUACGUCCAACUUGAUUAAAAAACUGUAAUGACAUGGACUUUUUCACAUUUUGAAUCGGUAGAUUCGUUGGACGUCUGUGUUUAUUCGUGAAUUUGUAUACAUAAUAUUUCGAUUCAAUGCAGUAUUUUUAAAAGGGUGACUGAUACGGGUCUUUAAUUGAUUUUUUAUAGAAGAUGUGUUUGAUGAAAAGUAUGUCCCCUUAUUAUUAUCAUUUGAUUUUAUGUAAGCACUCUCUAAAAUAUUUAGUCCAUUAUCUAUCUACAAAUAAAUAUAGAUUCAAGUUUCUAGGGGCUGCAUUCUCAUGGUCUCAGAAUCCUGUUAAUAACGUCACUAAAAUCAGAUCACGAUUAUAAGAGAGUAGAUACCAUUAUCAACUUGUUUUAACAGAAUUGUUAUUUUGAUCACGUUUGUAAAUAAAGAGCAAGGAAAUGUGUGGCAUUUAAACACUAUUUUUUAUGAUUGUUUGAUGUGUAUUUUAUGUCAUUUUCUCUUUUAUCCCUACAAUCAAA
Messenger RNA from Bolinopsis microptera, 2863 nucleotides. Its product is annotated as src substrate protein p85-like. Gene Ontology annotation, molecular function: actin filament binding. The record is from RefSeq and is a predicted model, not a curated record. Gene Ontology annotation, biological process: regulation of actin filament polymerization. The transcript is spliced from 16 exons. Bases 6 to 2372 code for a protein of 788 amino acids. Gene Ontology annotation, cellular component: cortical actin cytoskeleton; site of polarized growth; actin filament. Lineage: Eukaryota; Metazoa; Ctenophora; Tentaculata; Lobata; Bolinopsidae.